Messenger RNA from Colletotrichum phormii, 327 nucleotides. RefSeq lists its product as uncharacterized. The record is from RefSeq and is a predicted model, not a curated record. Gene Ontology annotation, cellular component: nucleus. The transcript is spliced from 2 exons. NCBI's taxonomy places the organism in Eukaryota, Fungi, Ascomycota, Sordariomycetes, Glomerellales, Glomerellaceae. The coding region runs from base 43 to 273 and encodes 76 amino acids. Gene Ontology annotation, molecular function: DNA-binding transcription factor activity, RNA polymerase II-specific.
UCCAGUAACAGACAGGGUUCAGAUCUUUUCUCUAACGGUCUCAUGGCCUCCCCCGACGCAAGAUACAUUUCAAGUGCCAUCACUGCAGCACGAAAUCUGCUUAGUCUCACCACGGAGCUAGAUCCCCGAAUGAUCAUGUGUUACCUUCCAUCACGGUACCACCUCUACGGACUCUAUGCUGCAGUAUUUCUAUAUAAAGCCCUUAUUCAGGGGCUAUCCGAGGCCAGGCUCAGCGGAACCAAGUGGGAGACCUGGCACAGGCCUUCAUAUUGACCUUGGACCAAGUGGCCUCGACUGAGCCGCAUAUCUGCCAGGGAUAUAGUGUCC